AUGAGUGCACUUAUAUCUCUGGACAUUCAUAUGGAUAAUUUUUCAUUGAGUUUGACUACAGACGGCGUCCAUGCGCAACGGAAUGCCUUUCAAAAACAGAGGUUCAUUGUUGUCGGUAAGGAUGCUAUUCGUUCCAUCCCAAGGUUUGAAGAAGGACCGGUAUCUCUUGUUGGAAGACAAAGCGUUGGUUUAUCUACGUCAGAAGUCGAGGCGAUCCUCCUUUCCCCGGAAUUAUUCCUGCUGUACUUCGUACGCAACCCUUUAUUCCCCACUUUCCCAAACCAGAAUCUCCCGAUUGUUUCAACUACGUAUUUGAUCGUGCUGUACCUUUGA
Messenger RNA from Fasciola hepatica (liver fluke), 333 nucleotides. The record is from the annotation of a GenBank genome assembly. Lineage: Eukaryota; Metazoa; Platyhelminthes; Trematoda; Plagiorchiida; Fasciolidae.